AUGGGUUAUGUGCCAAACUUCACGGCUGCUGCACCGGGGGCCCCUCCUGCGCUGCCGACCCCACCGAAUCUCCAGGGCCUCCUAAGCCAGGCAACGGGUAUGCCUCUACCAGGUAUGCCGGGGGCCCCUGGGGGCCCCCAGCAGCCGCCGUUUGUGUACCCUAUGGGGGGCCCCCCGGGGCCCCACGGUAUGAUGCCGCCGCCGCAGCAGCAGCAGCAGCAAGGGGGUCUACCAGGGGGGGGCCCCCAGGGUACUGUGCCUCCUGGCCUCGGCCAGGGGCCCCCUGCAGGGGCGAAGCCGGGGAUGGGGGGCCCCCUAGGGCAGGUGUCUGUAGAGGAGAGGCGUGCAACUGAGAUACGACGGUACUGA
Molecule: messenger RNA, 369 nt
Organism: Eimeria mitis
Lineage: Eukaryota; Apicomplexa; Conoidasida; Eucoccidiorida; Eimeriidae
Exons: 4
Coding region: 1-369 (122 amino acids)
Source: RefSeq, a predicted model, not a curated record